AUGGGAAACUCUGCCGGACGGAAGUCUGACUCUGCUGGCUCGCUUGGUACGAACGACGACACGUUGGCGGCGUCGAAGGCUCUCGACAGACUGGCUUAUCGGCACGCGAAAGACGUCUUCUGCCGCCCUAGACUCGUCCGCUUCCUCGCCCGGGACGGCAAGACAUAUUACGGCGACGCCAUCCUCCCCAGCGGUGUGACCGACAUCGCGAAGGCGAGGCAGGCCCGCAUCGUCACGGGCGACAUCUUCGGGAGACACGAUGUGACCGACAACGUCGCCGACAUCCGCCUCCUCCUCUCCCCCCUGGCCCCGGAGCACGUCAAGACGGUGCGCUGUCUCGGGCUGAACUACGCCAACCACGCCAAGGAGUCAAACAUGGCCAUCCCCAAAUUCCCCGUCCUCUUCUACAAACCCGCCACCUCCCUCGCCGGCCCGACGGACCCCAUCCCCGUCCACCCGAUCGCCCAGACCGGGAGCACCCUCGACUACGAGUGCGAGCUCGUCAUCGUGAUCGGCAAGACCGCCUCCGACGUCUCCGAGGACGCCGCCCUCGACCACGUCCUCGGCUACGCCGUCGGCAACGACGUCUCCCACCGCGACUGGCAGCUCCAGCGCGGCGGCGGCCAGUGGUCCCUCGGCAAGGGCUUCGACGGCUGGGCCCCCUUCGGCCCGGGCAUCGUCUCCGGCCGCGUCCUCGGCGACCCGCAGAACCUCAAGAUCUUUACAAAGGUCAACGGCGAGACUGUCCAGAACAACAAUACCAAGGAUAUGAUCUUCGGUAUCAAGAAGACAAUCUCCUUCCUGAGCCAGGGUACCACUCUGCUGCCGGGAGACGUCAUCUUCACCGGAACUCCCGAGGGCGUUGGUAUGGGUCGCAAGCCGCAGCUGUGGCUCAAGGAUGGAGAUGUUGUCGAGGUCGGCCUCGAGAACGUCGGUUCUUGCAUCAACAAGGUUGAGUUUAGCAAGGUGAAGUCCAAGAUCUAA
Messenger RNA from Colletotrichum karsti, 984 nucleotides. RefSeq names its product fumarylacetoacetate hydrolase family protein. The transcript has 6 exons. The coding region runs from base 1 to 984 and encodes 327 amino acids. Gene Ontology annotation, molecular function: catalytic activity. The record is from RefSeq and is a predicted model, not a curated record. NCBI's taxonomy places the organism in Eukaryota, Fungi, Ascomycota, Sordariomycetes, Glomerellales, Glomerellaceae.